AUGCCUUCACUCAAACACAUACUCCACAAACGUGAGGAAAUCAGUGAGAAAUCUCAAGCAUCUGAUGGCAAUGCACAGUCCUUUCCAGCCGUUUCAUCCCCGCCCGAGAUCACAUUCCUUCGCUCAGAUACCUUCGGGGAAGAGGUGAUCACCCCGCCGUCCUUCUCAAGCCACGAGUAUGAGCAUAAAGAUGCGCCUGCUUCGCUAGAAUCAUCUCGUCCUUCGUCAACUACCUCACGCCGAAGCUUUCAGUUUCUCCACCGCUCCUCAAGGUCGCCCUCCCUAUCCAGUCCGUCUCCGCCGCGGCAGCGCCGCUUCUCGCAUCUCCUCCAUCGCAACCGGAGCAACUCACGCGACUCCUCUGUGAACAUCCCGGACAAUUUGCCUCAAAUUGAGGAUGACCAAAAUUUCGAUAAGCAGGAGCGUGAGGCGCAGUGGGAGAAGCGCGCAACGGUGCUCAUCCAGCAAAAUCCAAACCUUGGGCAUUCUGGCGCUUCACUUUCGUCACCGCUGCAGUCUCAAGGGGACAUCGCGUUGCAGGUCGGACAAGACGGCAGGUCAAGGAGUUCAAGUCGGAGUUAUGCUGAGGAUCUAAAAGAUGACGUAAAUAUUCAAGAGGCGAUUCGGCUGCAUGAAGAAGGAGAACUGGAACGGUCUACCCAAAUGUUUGCACAUCUCGCCGAUCCCAAUGGUGCAAAUAACCCUUUAAGUCAAGUCCUCUAUGGUCUAGCCCUCCGACACGGGUGGGGGUGUGACAAAAAUGAGACUGAAGCUGUGACAUACCUAUCCGCUGCAGCCACAAAUUCAGCUGCUGUUGAGUCAGAGGCCCUGCGUGCAGGCAUGAAGAAGGGCGGUGUCGCCAAAUGCGAACUCGUUCUUGCCAUCUUCGAGUUGGCGAACUGCUUUCGUAUGGGCUGGGGUGUUGAGAAAGAUCCUGCUGCGGCUCGACAAUAUUAUGAGACUGCUGCAAAUUUGGGAGACACGGACGCCAUGGAUCAAGUUGCAUGGUGCUACCUCGAGGGAUUCGGGGGUAAGAAGGACAAGUUCAAAGCGGCCAGGUACUAUAGGCUGGCCGAGGAAAAUGGAAGCCCUACCGUAGGAAACUCAUGGAUCUGGAAAGAAAAAUACAACCCUAAAUAA
Messenger RNA from Penicillium macrosclerotiorum, 1140 nucleotides. Its product is annotated as tetratricopeptide repeat protein. NCBI's taxonomy places the organism in Eukaryota, Fungi, Ascomycota, Eurotiomycetes, Eurotiales, Aspergillaceae. The coding region runs from base 1 to 1140 and encodes 379 amino acids. The record is from RefSeq and is a predicted model, not a curated record. Gene Ontology annotation, molecular function: protein binding. The transcript has 6 exons.